Paecilomyces variotii is the source of this 1572-nucleotide messenger RNA. RefSeq lists its product as hypothetical. NCBI's taxonomy places the organism in Eukaryota, Fungi, Ascomycota, Eurotiomycetes, Eurotiales, Thermoascaceae. The coding region runs from base 80 to 1378 and encodes 432 amino acids. The record is from RefSeq and is a predicted model, not a curated record. The transcript is spliced from 2 exons.
UAAUUAUCAUUCUUUUCAACUUAUAUCAACACGUUCCUAAGUAUAUUCUCGCUACUGGUAUUGCGAUAAACGACAGAACAUGGCUAGGGGACUAUUUGGCAGCACACCGAAACGCUCUAUGACCGAUCCUGGUGUGUUACCACGAAGGGACCGCUCAACAGCGGGACAGCUCUCAGCGCGGAGCCAUUCUCCACGGGACCGUCGUGGUGCUGCGUCGAGAGCAGACUCAGAGUGGCAUGAAGCUUCGGAGAAAGGGUCGCAACAUCGUGGCUGGCAGAGCGCAUCGCCUCAGUUUGACGCGCAUUUGACAGAGACGCCAGAAGAUUUCUUCUUGGCCAAUCAGCAACUUGAUGCUGUGGCAGAUGAGAGUAUGAUAGGCAUCGCCUUAGGGAGCCCCAGACUCGCAAGUUCCUAUAUUGAGACGACAAAGGAAUCUCCCGACCAGGAUGCCAUAGCAUCUGUUAAGACGGGAGAUACACCGACGGGAGAUACACCGCGAACUCCUCUUCGAAGGAAACCAAGCAAAUGGAAGAAAAUCGGGAGUCUGUUUAAGGGAAAGCAGUCUGCACCACGCUCGAGGUCUCCCUUUUACCAGGUUGAAGUCACCGAGGAGGACAGGCAAGAUUCUGCUUUCGAAACAAAGCUUCAGUCAGAGUCUGUACUUCGUCUUGAUGGAGCAGAUGUCAAGAAGGGGAGUCGAAGAGAGAGGAUGACGCAAGUAAUGCAGUCGCCGCAGGAGAUACAGUAUGAUUUCUCUGACCAGCGUGAAUCAAACGACGAACAACAAGAGGAAUGGCCGAUCAUUAAUUCAACGACAGAGAAAUCAUCGGACUAUACAGCAGCAGAGCCAGUGCCGUUCCUGCAUGUUGAUAUUCCGGAUAUUCACAUGGAGAGGUAUAGCAUUAUGUUUGGAAAUGUGCUUGGCAAUGAUCAGUCUUCAAGGCUGCUUGCCAGACGAAGCAAAACCCUAGAGAGCUUAGCUGUCCCUGGAACAGAACCUCCAUCAAUGUCCCAACGACCCAGCGUUCCUCGACGUCGGGCAACAUCCCCGGCAAGGUCGACUGCAUUCCCAUCACUACCCGCCCAUCCCAAGGCGCGCAAAUAUCUAGAUUCUUAUACACUGCCCCGCGGACCUAGCCCUCUGAGUAAGCUCAAGGCUGAAUCUAUCGCUAACAGCACGAAGCUUUCUGUGGCGGACAAGGACAGCUCACAUCACACGGCAACUCCAUCUUUGGACGCAUCCCAAGUCUCGGAUGUCGAUGAGUCAUUUAUUUCCGCUACAUCAGUUGAUACGCAUUCGGACUAUAUUGACAUCAUAAUCAAAGGAGAUGUUGCGCAUGGGAGAAACUAUGAGAUGGCUGUUGUGGACAGUAACUAGGACUUCUUUUCUCAACACUUAAGCCCGCUUUUUUCUCUUUUCUUUUUUGUUGAAAUAAAGAAUAAACCAAAUACCUGAAAGCAGAAUCUCCGUGAUUAACACAGGCCAAUCAAAGAAAUUAGAGAGAAAGAUCGUAAUCGCAUAUAAAAAUUGUUCCCAUAAGAAGUUGAAAUAUUUGCACACGAUAUCCCUAA